Molecule: messenger RNA, 840 nt
Organism: Haemonchus placei
Lineage: Eukaryota; Metazoa; Nematoda; Chromadorea; Rhabditida; Trichostrongylidae
Source: the annotation of a GenBank genome assembly
UACGGGAUUUCGAACACUUCAGGCAGCCGCGGUUCAGCGAUCCUACAACGUUACCAACUGUGCCGCAUCAGCCUCCGAAAAGCUGAAAAUUCUUGUUUGAUUUUAAACUAUGUUCCUUUUCAGGUAUCCUGCCGGACAGAUACGAUAGCUCGUGAUAUCUUCUCACUGGUCGUCCAACAUAUGAACAUCAACGAGCACGUAUUUUUCGGCCUAAGUUUCAUGAAAGAUGGCGAACAUUUCUUCCUUGAAGAUCAUCAACGCCUCGAAAAAUUCGCACCAAAUGGAUGGAAAAACGCACAUAAAAAUGGACUUCGAACGAAUUUCGUGCUCUAUUUGCGAUUCCGCUUCUAUCCUCAAGUGCUCGAUUUCAUAAAAACCGAUGUGACAAUGCACGAAUUAUAUCUACAAGUGCGCCACGAUGUAAUCGAAGAACGAAUUCAACCACGACGAGAUGCAGCCUACGAAUUGGCCGCACUGGCAUUGCAGGCUGAGUUCGGCAAUCGACCCCCACCGGUCAUCGUUGAUUACUUUGACAAUCAACACUAUCUUCCUCAUCGCUACUGUUCAAUGGACGAUCCGAAACAUCUCCAAGCGGUUCUUGCUGAAAUGCAUGGACAUUAUUCGGGAACAAAACCGUCCAUAGCUGAACAUAAGUUCAUUCAGGUACUCCUUCAUGAAUAUCAUAAAUACAGACUAACACAACUUCUGAAAAUUGCACUCUUCCUGGAACUUUGCAAUUUUAAAUGCUCCUAUGUUCCUUUAUUUGAUCCCAUAGCAAACCUUUUUGAAGGGAUUGAAUCAACAUCAACCAUUGCCCUUCCCAAUUUUCGUGACAAAUAG